AUGGAAGACGAUCCCAACGCUACUUUCCGCCCUGACAUUCCCUUUCGCACCAUGAACUUCAGACUUCCUUCGGCAAGGAAACUUUCCAUCGUCCUUCUCGCCACAUUCGCACUGUUCGCCGCACUCGCCGCUACCUCCUCCUUCACAACUAUAACCGCAUUUGCAACCUCCGCUUUCAAAUUGGCAACCUUCGCCCUCAAGUUCGUGCCUUCCCAAGGCAAAGCACCUAUUCAGAUCUCGAACGUCACGUUCAACUACAUGGCUAGCGUCGCGGACGACGGAAAGAAUAUGAUGGACUUGUCAGCCUGGGUCCACAGCAUAAUCCUUUCGGUGACACAAAAAGUCUCCAUGAUUCUCAAAUGGUUACUGGUCCUGGCACUGUUUGUGACACACCUAAUUGUCUGUGCCAUACUACGCGAGGAGGCUGAGAAGACAAAGGCACCUGGAUCUGUCGCAUGCAUCGUGCCCAUCCAUGCCCCAGGUAAUACGGCCGACGAAGUGCGCAUCCAUGCCCCAGGAGAUGCGGCCGAUGGAGUGCUUUUACACAAGAAGAUGACCACAACGGUUGAGCAAAUUGAGACGCCGUGGUCGAGUACAGUCUACAAGACCGUUACCGAGACUCACCACUUUAGCACGGCGGAGUAUCGAGGCAUCGACAAGUAUAUCAUCACAGCAAUGGAGGCUAAGGGAUCGACAUGGAUCUGGGACGGAAAUUGGUAG
This is a messenger RNA of Alternaria ethzedia, 720 nucleotides long. RefSeq lists its product as uncharacterized. NCBI's taxonomy places the organism in Eukaryota, Fungi, Ascomycota, Dothideomycetes, Pleosporales, Pleosporaceae. The transcript is spliced from 2 exons. The record is from RefSeq and is a predicted model, not a curated record. The coding region runs from base 1 to 720 and encodes 239 amino acids.